This is a messenger RNA of Seriola aureovittata, 4479 nucleotides long. RefSeq names its product NLR family CARD domain-containing protein 3-like. The record is from RefSeq and is a predicted model, not a curated record. Gene Ontology annotation, molecular function: protein binding. Bases 361 to 3207 code for a protein of 948 amino acids. The transcript has 8 exons. NCBI's taxonomy places the organism in Eukaryota, Metazoa, Chordata, Actinopteri, Carangiformes, Carangidae.
UAUGUAUAAAUUGUGACUGUCCUUUUAAUUUUUCAGCAUUAGAUUGGAUUUUGAAGUCAUAAAAUAUUAUGAACAUAUGCAACACUCACUGCCACCUAAAGGUGUCUGGCAAGUUUCUGUGGGAUCAAACAGAACUGUGUUAUCAGACUCAGGAGACAAAGACGUGAACUGUAUGAACUAUGGACCCAUUGAAAGCUUGUUUGAGUUGCUCAUGGCACUCCACCUCACAGCACCUUAAGACAGAACGCAAACAGCUUCCGUGCCAAUGCUCAUGACGGCACUGACCAAAGCAGACAAGAGGAAAAGAAACAGAGCAUAACAAGAAAAUAUUUUUGAAGUAUAGCACCAUUUUCCAUAGUCAUGGCCUCAGCUCAGCAGCUGCUUCGGUCUCAGAGAGACUUGCUGCUGAACUGGACGUGUGACCACCCAGCACCCUUGCUGCGUUGGCUGCAUGAUGCUGAGGUGCUCUCCUCCCCCCAGUACCUUUCUCUGCUGGAGAGGUCCCCUGUCAAUGCUGUGGCCCAGGCUCUAGAGACAGUAUGUGCCAUGGAAGAGAGCAGCCAAAAGUUCCUGCUGGUGCUGAGGGAAGUGCAGGAUUAUUACUGCGGAGAUCUGCAGGUCUGGGUGGAGAGACAUUGCAGAAGAGAUGCUGUCAGUAAACCAGUGGCUGAACCUGUAAAAGUUGAAGAUAAGAAGCCUAAAGGCCCAUUUGCUAAACUGCUCAAAGGAAAAAGCAAGAGAUUUACCCCAACUCCUGAGGUUAAAGCUAAAGAAGAACUGAAACCUGGCAGGAGUGUAAAGUUGGCCAACAUUCGAGUUCCCAUCUCUGCCCAUAAAACAACCCUACUGAAACGCACAGAGCAGUUGAAGUGUUACUCAGAGGGUGAGGGAAUGGCUUCAAACUCAGCCUCUCACAUCGAGAUUCGCUACACUGACCUCUUCGUAACAGAAGAUAAUGACUUAGUUGACAGCAGCCAACAUGAGUACUUUGACCUGGCCAGCAGACGAGCUCGCAUCUAUGUGCAUCAGGCCUGCCAGCGCAUCCGGCCAUGCCAUCUAUUGAGCCCCGAAGCAACAUCAGGAAGGUCCCCCAAAAGGGUUAAAGUGAAAGGUAUUGCUGGUAUCGGAAAGAGCAUAGCAGUACAGAGACUCGUUUAUGAGUGGGCAAUCGGGAAGAGCAUGCGUGAAUUCACCUGUGUUUUUGACCUGCGCUUCAGAGAGCUCAAUCUGAUUGAAGCACCACUGAGCUUAAUGGAGCUCCUUGGGGAACGGUUCCGGUACCUGAAGGCAGUUUUACCUGAUCUUUUUGCCUCACCGAGCUCUUUGCUCUUCAUCUUAGAUGGAUUGGAUGAGUUCAAGUUUCCCUUGGACUGGAACAGUCCUGGCAAAAACAUUGACGUAAAUACGAAGGUGCCAGUGUCAGAGCUGAUGGUGGCUUUAAUCAAGGGAAGCUUUCUCCCAGAGGCGUCAGUCAUCCUCACGACAAGACCAUCUACUGAAGCUCCCAAGCAUUUCUUCCAGAAAUGUUGUGUGGUGCUGGGCUUUGAGGAGGACCAGGUGAAGGAAUAUACCAGCAAGUUCUACAAAGACAGCAAAGUUGCUGAAAAAGUCUACGAUUACAUCUCGAACAAUGACAACCUUUUCGUGCUGUCCUUCAUCCCUCUUUAUUGCUACAUCAUCUGUACCGCGAUGGCUGAAUUCUUCUCCUCAGGGACUCACGAUGUUGGUGACUCAAAAUCACUGGAGCUGAACCCGCCCAGAACAGUCAGCGAGGUUUACUUCUGCUACCUGUUCACAGCAGUCAAGCACCAUGCACUGAGGGGGAGCGCCGAGAGAAGCACACCUAGAUCCGAGGUUCUCUCACUAGCUAAGCAACAACUGACAAACCUGGGUAAAUUGGCUUAUGAAAACCUUCUACAGAAGAAGAUAAUGUUCACCACAGCGGAUUUGGAGAACUAUGGUGUGACACCUGCUGAUGUUCAGAGCACAUUUCUCUGUCACAUCCUCCAGCCUCUCAAGGAAGAGACGGUGGAGAUGUUUUCUUUCUUCCACUUGACUGUUCAAGAACAUCUGGCUGCCCUCUACUGUUCAAUCAACCUCUUCAGCGAGGAGGACAUAAUCCAAGCUCUCGACUUCUGGUGCUUUGGGGUACAUCCUCCAUCUUCCAUUGCUGCACCCCUGCAAAACACAGACCUCAACAUGGACAAGCUGGAGAGCCUCCAGAUGUUCACACGCUUCUUCAUGGGAUUGCUGCGAGCGCGGCUGGCAGGUCAGUUGGAUGGCCUCGUUCUUUCCCCGAUGGAGCACGGGGAUGGCAUCCCCACCAGGCUUGGUGUGUGGUUUCAAGACCAGUUUAAAGGCAGGAAGCUGGAGAACCAGACAGCCCUGAAUCUUCUCCACUGCCUGACGGAGUUUCACAUGAAGGAAGCUACCAGUAUUGCAGCACCAGAGAUCAAGACCCUCAACCUGUUUAAAAUGAAGCUGAGCGUCGUGGACUGUGCAGCAAUGCACUAUGUGCUGCAGUUUUCACCACACAAGCUGCAGGAGCUCAACUUAGGCUACUCCAACAUUGGAAACAGAGGGCUGAACAGACUGGGGCCAAUCCUACAUCGCUGUGAAUCUCUCUAUUUGAGAUACAACUGCCUGGACAGACAAGCAGCUAUUUUAGAGUCUGCGAUUCUCAGAUCAAAUGAGUGUCAAGUGAAGAAGCUCUUUAUGUGUGGCAACAACCUGGGUCCAGAGGGGGUUUUGGAGCUGUGGAACGCCCUGGAGCACAACACCACUGUGGAGGAACUCUAUCUGGACAUCACUGGCAUCACAGAAAGAGGAACAGAAAACAUAGUCAACUGCCUCAGCAAAAACACCUCUCUGAAGACACUGACCAUUGUUGGGAAUGACAUCGGUGAUAAGGGGAGGAGGAGGCUGAAGGAGCUGGGGCAAAGUCGACCAGGACUCCGGAUUAUUGCAAACUUUGUGGAUGACCUUGGGUUACUUCAGGCCUACCUGGACUGGGUGGAGGAGAUCCGGGUUGACAGAGACCAGAUGGACUCAGUGAAGAAUGCAGACGCCCUGCAGUCGGUGCUAAAGGGGCUCAAGUUGGCAGGAGAACAGGUGGAGAAAGGAGAGAAUGCAGAAAAAGCCAAGGAGCUCCAUACAAAGAUUGUGGAGUUGCUGAAAACUUCAACGGAUAUGACUGGACAGAGAUGACCUCAAGUUAUUCAGAGACCUCUUAUUCAGAGAGGUCUCCCUGGAGUUAGACCUCUCUGUGAUUGAUUUAGGCAAAACAAAACAAAACAAAUGUAAUUUAUAUAUUUGUUCAUGCAAAGUAAACAUGAUACGGAUCACUCUUUGGUGUAAUGAUAAAGGUAAUUUCUGCAUUUUGCCACCCUUACCAAAUGUGCAAACCCAAUUUGUGGUAAAUGGAAGAGUUAACACGAUGAGGACGUGAAGACAAUGUAAAUUAAAUACAGUUUAAUAGUUGAAAUGACACUGACAACUUCUCUGACAAGAUUCUUCUCUGUCUCUUGUCUGUUAAGAUUUAACUGUGUAAAUGUCUGUUCUUUAAGCUAUCAAAACAACACAGGGGCCAAAGGUCAUUAUUGCAAAGUGACUACAAGUUUUUACAUGCGCAUAUUAAGUAAAAAUUUUGUAGCUAUGUGGUAAAAAAAAUGUGGUGCAAAGAUCAUGCCCCUACUUACAUUUGUUGUGCAAGUUCCUAAUUUUCAGUAUAAUUCCUCCAAGUUGAAGUUGCAAACUCACUUCUGAGGAACUGGACUUGCUUUUGCAUCCUUCAUCUAUUGGGACAACAAAGCUUAUAAGAACGUAAGUAGUUUUAAUUUCAGAAGAAUCAUAUUUAAGAUUAAGAUAGCAUUUGUUUUUGAUAGAGUUUAAGUUUGACUCACUGGACUUUAGAUCAAUCAUGAUAUAUUUGUAAAUUUAGAGAGGAAAGCAAGAAAAUUUGCUAACAGUCACUGAAAGAUGAGAGAAAAUUUUAGGCAUUCAAUUGUGUUUUUUUUUUUUUUUUACAUUGCUUGACAUUGCUCUUGAAUAUACACUUAGUUGGCAGUUUAUUAGGGAAACCUGGUUAAAACUAAUGCAGCCUAAUGCAACAGUCGCGCAAUAAAUCCUUCGUUGUCUGUAUUAGUUCAUUAAAAAAUAUUUGUUUAAAUAAAACACACAAAAAAAAAGAAAAAGUUUUUUGGUUACUGUCUGUUUUCGCAAAUACCUUUCCUGUUGAUUCCUUUUUAUCUUUAUGUCUAAAUAUAUCUCUAUCUUGUUAGGAUGUUAGGAAAUGUGUGACAAGCAGAUGCUUGUUUUUCCACAACAGUUCAUGUUUCUUCCCUUUCAUUGUUGCCAUGAUCGAAAUUUCAUAAAAUCUGUCAAAUUUGCGAGAAAUGUUUAUAAAAUGAGUCAUACAAUUGUUUAAUGGCAGUUUUACAAAUAGUUAUUUUCAAAGCAGUAAUCUAUUACCGUUUUGCU